This is a messenger RNA of Homarus americanus (American lobster), 1584 nucleotides long. Its product is annotated as uracil-DNA glycosylase-like. The transcript is spliced from 8 exons. NCBI's taxonomy places the organism in Eukaryota, Metazoa, Arthropoda, Malacostraca, Decapoda, Nephropidae. Gene Ontology annotation, cellular component: nucleus; mitochondrion. Gene Ontology annotation, biological process: base-excision repair, AP site formation via deaminated base removal; base-excision repair. Bases 10 to 1038 code for a protein of 342 amino acids. Gene Ontology annotation, molecular function: uracil DNA N-glycosylase activity. The record is from RefSeq and is a predicted model, not a curated record.
GCUUCCCACAUGGUGGUGUGUGAGGCGGCAAGACAGACAAAACCUUUACUUCACACUCUUGGGAAUCACUUUUGGACGUCCGAGUUAACCUGUUGCAGAAGUAUGGCGUCACAGAAAACAAUCAAGAACUUCUGUAUGCCUGUCAUUAAGCGCAAGAGCGAGGAUUUAGAGGUUAAUGAUGUCACCAAAAAAUCAAAGAUUGAUGAGCAAAAUGAUCCUUCCAGUGAUCCUUCCAGAACGCCCCCAACGUGUCGUGAUGAGAAGGUCCAAUCUGGCCUUACCCCAGAGCAGAAACAAUGCAUGAUGCAAAACCAAAUUAAGGCAGAGAUAAAACAACAGUGUAAGAAAUCUCCAGGUCUGCAUGAGAACAUUGGUCAUAGUUGGUACCUGGCCCUCAAGUCUCAGUUCUCUCAGCCCUACUUUGAGAAGUUGAGUAAAUUUUUGGAAUAUGAGCGCAAUCGAGCAACAGUCUUCCCCCCAAAGGAUCAGGUGUUCUCUUGGACUCAAGCAUGUAAGUUGCAGGACAUCAAAGUGGUCAUCUUAGGACAAAAUCCUUAUCAUAUACCAGGACAAGCACAUGGUCUAUGUUUCAGUGUUCAGAACGGUGUGCCACCACCUCCAAGUUUGGUGAACAUGUACAAGGAACUGAAGUCAGAUAUCCCAGGAUUUGAGCAGCCAUCACAUGGAUACUUACUUGGUUGGGCACAACAAGGUGUCUUACUACUCAAUGCUUGUUUAACAGUCAGGGCCCACAAAGCUAACUCGCAUAAGGACGAAGGCUGGGAGAAGUUUACCGACUCGGUCAUCAAAACAAUAUCAGUACAUAAUGAAGGUGUUGUUUUCCUUUUGUGGGGAUCAUAUGCCAAGAAGAAAGCUAAAGUUGUUCAUACGAAGAAACAUCAUCUGCUCAAGGCUGCAUUACCACUGUUUGGUCAUCGUGGGUUCUUUGGAUGCAAACACUUCUCCAAGUGUAAUGAACUUCUUGAGAAGGGGGGGAAGAAGCCAAUAGAUUGGACAUAUUUGCCACCACAUAUAUAAUAAGGAUGAAUUGAAGUUCAUGAUCAUCAGUGUUUUACAACCAUUUUCAUUUGUAAAUGUUGCCUUUGCCUUGUUCAUUACAGUACUAUUUUUUUAACACUGAUUAACCCUAUUUCACAUCAAGAUGUGAAUUGUGUCAAAUCAUUAGGUAGUGCUAUUUGCUUCGUUGAUGCGAAUUAUGUCAUCGAACUUUAAAAAAAAAAUUUACUCCCCAAAAAGUUUUCAAGCGCAUUGGGUCAAAUUUUCGUGCAUCAUUGAUGACUCCAUGAUCUUGCUGGGGAAGCUUCUGAUUGGUCACAUUUGCACCUUUUUGCCUUUUCCAUAUGUCUGGUAAAUGUUUUUGACUGAUGGAGAGGCAUUUGUUUACAAAUUUGUUUUUGUUUUAUUCUAUAUUGCCAAAUGAGAAGUUUCAGUUUCCUCUGUUUUGUCAUCUGCUACCUACAACUAUUCAUUUCACUCUUUAUACAGUUAUACAUAGAUAACAAAUAUGGUUGUUCCAGGCACCAAUAUGUGUCAGUACUGAUGCAGGAAGGUAAGGAAGCCUAU